Paracoccidioides brasiliensis Pb18 is the source of this 1533-nucleotide messenger RNA. Its product is annotated as glycerol kinase. Gene Ontology annotation, molecular function: glycerol kinase activity. Gene Ontology annotation, biological process: glycerol-3-phosphate biosynthetic process; triglyceride metabolic process; glycerol metabolic process. The coding region runs from base 1 to 1533 and encodes 510 amino acids. The transcript has 3 exons. The record is from RefSeq and is a predicted model, not a curated record. Gene Ontology annotation, cellular component: mitochondrion.
AUGGGGUGCGCCAAUGAAUCAUUCGUGGGUUCUAUCGACCAGGGAACGACAAGCUCGAGAUUCCUCAUAUUUAGCGCUGCGGGGGAUGUCGUUGCGUCGCAUCAACUCGAGUUCCGACAGAUAUAUUCUCAGCCUGGCUGGCACGAACACGACCCGCUGGAAAUAGUUGAGUCGGUCGAGAAAUGCAUAGACGGUGCCGUUGCUUCUUUCGAAAGUCAGGGCCAUAGCAUCGAAUCUAUAAAAGCAAUUGGCAUUACGAAUCAGCGAGAGACCACCGUGGUGUGGGAUAGAAAGACCGGGGAACCGCUCUACAACGCGAUUGUAUGGACGGACACGCGCACCCAGGCGCUGGUUCGCAGGCUGAAGAGUCGCCUCGGGGCGAACGAGCUGCAGGAGCUUUGCGGUCUUCCAUUAUCGACAUAUCCAUCUGUUGGCAAGCUACUCUGGAUGAUGGAGAAUGUUCGCAAGGUCAAAGAAGCCUAUGAAAAGGGCGUGCUGGCCUUUGGGACCAUUGACACCUGGCUCGUCUACAGGCUCAAUGGCGGGACAGAGAGGGAGAUCUAUGUCACUGAUCCUUCAAAUGCGUCACGCACAAUGUUUAUGAACAUCAGAACCCUCCAGUAUGACGACCAGCUCAUCGAAUUCUUCCGUCUCGACCGGGAUAAAGUUCAUCUUCCCAAGAUAAUCCACUCGUCAGACCCAGAAGGAUACGGCUCUCUGGCAUCCACUGCCCUGAAGGGGCUCCCUAUUACAGGCUGUCUGGGUGACCAGUCUGCCGCACUUGUUGGCCAAAAGGGCUUCACUCCAGGCCUCGCGAAAAACACAUAUGGCACAGGAUGCUUCUUGCUAUACAACAUAGGUGAAACCCCCGUAAUAUCCAAACACGGCCUAUUAACAACUGUCGCCUAUGACUUCAAUGGGAAAGUGAUGUAUGCGCUCGAAGGGAGCAUUGCCGUUGGCGGAUCCAGCGUGAAAUUCUUGGUGAACAACUUCGGCUUCAUCGACAAAUCCAGUGACAUCAGUGCUCUGGCAGAGACAGUCGAAGAUAGCGGAGGUCUUGUGUUUGUAACUGCUUUCAGCGGUUUGUUCGCCCCGUACUGGAUGGAUGACGCACGCGGUACGAUGUUUGGAAUCACUACCUACACACAGCGGGGACAUGUGGCCCGCGCGACGCUCGAGGCAACAUGUUUCCAGACGAAGGCUAUCCUUGACGCCAUGGAGAAGGAUAGCGGCCAAAAAUUGACAGAGUUAGCUGUUGACGGGGGCAUGUGUAAUAGUGACUUGACUAUGCAGACCCAAUCGGACAUCAUUUCCAUUCCCGUCCACCGGCCCGUAAUGCGAGAAACCACCGCUCUCGGUGCUGCAAUUGCAGCAGGUCUGGCGAUUGGCAUCUGGCGCGGCCUUGAAGAAUUAGCUGCCGUGAAUACCGAAGGCCGGACUGUUUUCACGCCGGCCAUUCCCAAGGAACAGGCUGCAAAUCGAUUUGCGAAAUGGGAGAAGGCUGUCCAAAUGUGCAAAGGUUGGGCUAAUUGA